AUGAAGCUCCCCCUCCUCCUCGCUCUCGCCGCACUCGCACCCCUUGCAUGGGCCACCCCCGCAAGCAGCGCACACCCAAGAGGGUUACAAGGACCACCAGGACCAGGACCAGAACCAGAACCAGAACCAGAACCAGGACCAGAACCAGAACCAAUGCCAGACCCAACAGUGUCAGAACCAUACGCCCAAUCAGCACCACGCACCACGGGGCUCUCUCUUCUUGUGGGGGUGAAAUAUUGCGCGCUCACUUUCUACUGCACGACUCAUAAACAGUGCGCGGAGCAACCAGACUGCAGGGAGAAAGCCCACUAUGACCCGACCCGAAUCUAUUGCGGGCGCCUCUUCUAUCCCCAUCAAUGCGUUGUGCGCGGAUCUCCAGAUCCCCAUCCCAUCACAAGAUUUGAUGGUUUGGCGCCUGCUCCUACUUCUUCUUCUUCUUCUGCGCCUGAAUUUGCUUAUACUGCUGCUCCUCGGAGGGCGUGAAUAUGAACAAUAGUGAUUGGUGUCGAUAGCGAUGGCGAUGGUGAUCAUGAGGAUGAGGGUGAUCGUGAUGAUGAAUAAUACUCCAUUCGUUCUGCGCUUGUGAUUUUUCAGUAUAUAGACUGAGAGAUGGGGGAUGGUGGUUGGUUCGAAUCUGAUUUUUUUUUUUUUUCUUCUUUUCCUCUCGUUACCCUUGAGACCCCACUGUGUAUGUAAUUUUUUAGCUCUUGCUAUUUAGCUUAAAGUUUUUAUAUUAAAGUUUUAAUCCGUCUACCCAGGUCCCCUCAAAUGCAUCUUGAGUCGAUACAAGCAUGGUUGGCUCACUAUCGCUUUUUCCCCGCCCAUGCCCGAGAAAGCGCUUGCUCUGCUUGGUUUUGAGGAAGAAGAUUAUACCCGCUUGAGAUAGUAUGGUAUAGAAAGAUGUCUUUUGAGAUGUAUUAAGGAGCCGGUGUAUAUUUCUUCCGUCAGUCGGUGGUCAAAUCUGUAGAUAUAUAUAUAUAUAUAUAACGCCCCC
Blastomyces gilchristii SLH14081 is the source of this 994-nucleotide messenger RNA. RefSeq lists its product as uncharacterized. Bases 1 to 483 code for a protein of 160 amino acids. Lineage: Eukaryota; Fungi; Ascomycota; Eurotiomycetes; Onygenales; Ajellomycetaceae. The record is from RefSeq and is a predicted model, not a curated record. The transcript has a single exon.